This is a messenger RNA of Prunus dulcis (almond), 1815 nucleotides long. RefSeq lists its product as uncharacterized. The transcript is spliced from 2 exons. NCBI's taxonomy places the organism in Eukaryota, Viridiplantae, Streptophyta, Magnoliopsida, Rosales, Rosaceae. The record is from RefSeq and is a predicted model, not a curated record. The coding region runs from base 523 to 1206 and encodes 227 amino acids.
CCUUAACGCUAAUAAUAAACACCCCAAAUGCUUCAAAGCGUCGUCGCUGCCAAUGAUUCAAUGAAGAGCAAUGAAGAAGCCCAAGCAGCGAAGAAAACGAGAGAGUUGCCCAAUCUCUCAGAGUGCCAUUCGUGCCACCUGAGAGUCGACAUUGCCAACGCCAAUGCCAAGAGCAAGCUUAACGUCCUGUAUAGCGAGUGGCGCAUCGUCCUCCUCUGCAAGAAAUGCUUCUCUCGCGUCGAGUCUUCGGAGCUCUGCUCCUAUUGCUUCUCCACUUCGUUGUCCCAAGAAUCUUUCUCUUGCCGCCAGUGUAACCGGAGAGUCCACAGGCAUUGCGAUUCCGAGUACCAAAGCGUUGUGCUCCUGUCCGAUUCUUCUUCGGCCACGGAGUUUUAGAUCUGCGCCGAUUGCCGGAUUCCGGAGUCGCUGGUCAAGUGGAGAGGGGUUGUGAGCAAUAGGAAGGGUCGGAGGACUGGAAAGAGAAGAGUUGGUUUGGGAUUGGGUAAAUCUAGGGUUUCGGCCAUGGUGGAUGACGGGGAAAUUGAUGAUGCCUUUGGUGGCGAAGAGGGCUCAAACAGUAGGAGGGAUGAGGAUGCUGCUGUUGAUGAUGAUGGGCCCUCGAAGGAAGGAGAAGUGAGCUGCUCCAAUGGUGUUGACUUGGAGUCUCCGACUUUCUGUAAACAAGAGGAAUGUAUCUGUAUUUCCACGCCAAAGGAGCAAAGCUGCAAUGCAAGGGUUGAUCCCUUUUAUUUCAAGUAUAGGAAAAGGAGCACUCUUGAUUGCUAUGUGUUGACAUACAAGAAGAGAAGGCCCAAAAACCUCAACCCAAGAGCGCUUGACAUUGAAGAAGAGAGUGAAGAUGAUGAUGGGCCGUUGAAGGAAGGAGAAGUGAGCUGCUCCAAUGGUGUUGACUUGGAGUCUCCAACUUUCUGUAAACAAGAGCAAGAGGAAUGUAUCUGUAUUACCACGCCAAAGGAGCAAAGGUGCAAUGCAAAGCUUGAUCCUUUCUUUUUCAAGUAUAGGAAAAGGAGCACUCUUGAUCGCUAUGUGUUAACAUACAAGAAGAGAAGGCCCAAAAACCUCAACGCUUCUUCUAUGUUAACAUAUAAGAGAAGGAAACCCAAAAGCCUCUAUGCUUGUUAUACAUUUACGUAUAAGAGGAGGAGACCCAGAAUUCUGUAUGCUCGUUCAACUGGUACAUCUUGAGACCUGUACUGAAUCUUGAUAGCUACAGCAUUUGGUUGGCAAUGGCAUUAUGCAGAAUCGAGAUGGUGGGUAUGAAUGAUCAUCAGAUCAGCUGUUUGGUUGAGUGGGAAAUAUGGAUCAUCAUUACAUUCACACACCAGCUGCAACCUUGGACGACGAUGAUGAUGUUGAGGAAACAGCAACACUCAGCCACACUCAAAAUUCGGCGGCCAGCAGCUGCAGCAGCAGGCUCUCUCAUCUUCCGACAGGAGGAGAAGAUGAAGAAGAUCCAACGACUCUGAUCAGGGUGAGGGCCCAACAACAUCCUCCUGUCACCUACUUGAUGGGACCCAACUCGUUGCUCCAACAUGUCUUGCGAAGCUACGAUACAGUAACUCUCUUCUCUAUGAAUCAAAGCGUUUCCUUCACAAUGGGAAUAGGUUUCGCCAAAACCACACUCCGGCUGAUUUGGGAAUGGAGGACGGUGAUGCCAUUGAUGCAAUGUCCCACAUGUUGGGUGGUGGGGCUGCUGUUACUUAAUUAAACCCAUAUCUUUGUGUAACGUACUAUUUAGUAUUUAGUAUUUACUUUGUGUUGCUUUGCUCGCUAAUUUGAUUUAAUUUUUUUUAA